AUGGCCUUAGGGACAGUAACGGGUACAGAGGCAUGGACAGAGCCGUGUCGGAGAAGGAAGCCGGCUGGACGUGGUGAGAAAAGCGACCUUGGCCUUGAGGUCCUCGUGGCACUGCUUGCAAGUGCCGGUCAUCUCCGUUGUAUUUUCCUUGGCAAGAUAUAUGCACUUGUUCAUGUUGGGGUGCUCAAAGAUAAAUAA
Molecule: messenger RNA, 198 nt
Organism: Prunus armeniaca (apricot)
Lineage: Eukaryota; Viridiplantae; Streptophyta; Magnoliopsida; Rosales; Rosaceae
Source: the annotation of a GenBank genome assembly